CAGUACUCUUUACAACAUCUGACGAAAAAGCCUUCUGCUUCGCGAGUCUGCGAUCUUUGUCGCUAUCCGAUUCUUGUUUACAUUCGAAUAACCUAAUUGUGAUGUUUAUUACGAAAUAAUUGUUAAUCGAGAAUAAAAAAAAAUGAAUACCUCUCGUUACCUGUGCUCGCGAUUGAUUCGAUUGACCGGUGACAAAAAGCCGUUGUUGUCGAGUGCCUCCUCGCACGCUCUGCCGCGAUUAUCGGCCGCCCAGACGCAAAACAUCGUACGAACUGUCAUCGCGAGGCCCAAAGAGCUCGACCAGUUGAGAAAAAUCAACAAAAAUCGUCAGCAGGAUGGCAAAGACAAAUACAGCGACAAGUCCACAGACGACGAAGCUAUCACUCCACUGGGAUACUUUCUUCUUUCGAUACCAGUUAUAACUUUUGGACUAGGAACAUGGCAAGUGCGAAGAAGAGAGUGGAAGAUCAAAUUGAUAAAAGAUCUGGAAGAACGAUUAGCAAGAGAACCUGUCCCUUUGCCAGAAAAUUUGGAUGACUUGGAAAAACUUGAAUACUGUCCGAUCAAAGUAAGAGGACAAUUUUUGUAUGAUAAUGAAUUUGUUGUUGGACCCAGAAGUUUAUUAGUUAACGGAAAAGCUACUUCAGAAGGAAAAGGACAAUUGAUAUCAAGCUCUGGUGCAAACAGAGGGUACAAUGUGAUCACUCCAUUCAAAUUGGAAGAUAGAGACCUAGUAAUAUUGGUAAAUAGAGGAUGGUUACCAAAUAAAUAUAAACAUGCAGAAGAAAGAACAAAAUGUAGGAUGGAAGGAACGGUAGAAUUUACUGGUAUAAAUAGACUGAAUGAAGUACGACCACAAUUUGUUCCUAAAAAUGAACCUGAUAAAGGAAUGUGGCAUUAUAGGGAUGUUUAUCAAAUGGCUGAAUUUGCAAAGACAGAACCAAUUUACCUGGAUAUGGUGGAAAGUGAUCUUGAACCUAAUAUGCCUAUAGGAGGACAAACAAGAGUGAAUAUUCGAAAUGAACAUUUAAGUUAUAUAGCAACCUGGUAUGGAUUAUCUCUUAUUACUGGUUUUUAUUGUUAUAGAAUGUUUGUUUUGAAAAAACCUAUUAUGUAAAUCAAUGAAAAUGUAAUUUGUUGAAGAAUUUGUAUU
Trichogramma pretiosum is the source of this 1153-nucleotide messenger RNA. RefSeq names its product surfeit locus protein 1 (gene Surf1). Gene Ontology annotation, cellular component: mitochondrion; membrane. The record is from RefSeq and is a predicted model, not a curated record. Gene Ontology annotation, biological process: mitochondrial respiratory chain complex IV assembly. The transcript has 5 exons. Lineage: Eukaryota; Metazoa; Arthropoda; Insecta; Hymenoptera; Trichogrammatidae. The coding region runs from base 143 to 1117 and encodes 324 amino acids.